AUGCUUGUUUUCUGUUCAGGAGUCUGUUUUCAGUUAAUCAUAAAAGAGCUGUCAGCCACAAAACAGGUUUACUUUUCAAAAAAUUCAGCAGCGUCUGAGAAACUUGAGAUGCAUACUAUAGUUCCCUGGACAUGCUUCCUACUAGCUUGUUGUCCACUGUAUGCUCAUGGUUAUGGAAAUGGACAAGUUCAACCUGCAUGCGUUACAAUGACCCCACAGCAUGGUGUUACAGAACAGACUGGACCAUCACCCUACUCUAUCACUGCUGAUCAAUCUACAUAUACUCCAGGGGCUAAGGUUAAAGUGACACUGAGUGGCAGUACCAAUAAUACCUUUGAAGGGUUUCUUUUACAAGCACGAGCAACGAAUAAUGCAUCCAACCCUCACGGAUCGUUUCAAGUCUCCAAUAAUGACUCACAAACCUUAACUUGUGGUGAUCUGGCAAAUUCUGCUGUAAGUCACACAUCUGACAUCAAGAAAAGUAACGUUGAAGUGACUUGGAUAGCCCCAAAUCAAAAAGAUGAUGAUAUUCAGUUCUGUGCGACAAUUGCCAAGAAUGGAAGAACUUACUGGGUUAAACUUCCAGGACCACAGCUUACAUAUAAUACAGCAAAUUCAAAUGUCUUUGCUUAUUUGGCUGUAUAG
Protopterus annectens (West African lungfish) is the source of this 645-nucleotide messenger RNA. Its product is annotated as putative ferric-chelate reductase 1. The record is from RefSeq and is a predicted model, not a curated record. Lineage: Eukaryota; Metazoa; Chordata; Ceratodontiformes; Protopteridae. The transcript is spliced from 6 exons. The coding region runs from base 1 to 645 and encodes 214 amino acids. Gene Ontology annotation, molecular function: oxidoreductase activity, acting on metal ions.